Molecule: messenger RNA, 1079 nt
Organism: Trichogramma pretiosum
Lineage: Eukaryota; Metazoa; Arthropoda; Insecta; Hymenoptera; Trichogrammatidae
Product: putative 3-methyladenine DNA glycosylase
Exons: 4
Coding region: 102-974 (290 amino acids)
Biological process (GO): base-excision repair
Molecular function (GO): alkylbase DNA N-glycosylase activity; DNA binding
Source: RefSeq, a predicted model, not a curated record
UAUGACAUGUUGCUGUCGGACGGGCGACGGCGAAUGCCGGUUCUUCAGAUACAUAACCACACGAUUCGUUCAAUGGUCUGCUACUGAAAAAUCAUUUGAAUAUGAGUAAAACAUGUAACAAAACAGCGAAAAAAUUGAAUCUUAAGAUUCUCAUGAAAACUGAAAAAAAUGUUAAAUCUGACUUGACACUGGAUGCCCCUGUUGUUAAGAAAGUACAAUCGUUGGAUGUUGAUUCUUUAAAAACAACACCCGGACUAAUAGAGCAAUUAAAAGAUGCACCUUCUACUCAAUGGGAAAUAGAUAUUAGUUCUUGCAGACUUCCUUAUUCUUUUUACAAUGUUCCUUGUCAAAUAUUAGCAAAAAAUUUACUUGGUAAGGUAUUAGUUAGAAAACUAGAGAAUGGAGCAAUUUUGAAAGGGAAAAUUGUUGAAACUGAAGGUUACUUGGGGUUAGAAGAUAAAGCAUCUCAUACUUAUCAGGGUAAAGUUACACCAAGAAAUAUUCCAAUGUAUAUGGCUCCUGGAACAAUAUAUGUUUAUUUUACAUACGGAAUGUACCACUGCUUCAACAUAUCUAGUCAAGAGGAAGGAAGUGCAGUCCUUAUAAGAGCUCUUGAGCCUCUUGAAGGUAUUGAAUUGAUGAGAGAGCAUCGCAGUUGUAAACCAUAUGCCAAAGUCCAGAAAAAAUUGUCAAAGGAAUUAAAAGAGCAUGAAUUGUGUAAUGGCCCAUCAAAAGUUUGUAUGGCAAUGAAAUUAGAAAAAAAACAUAGCAAAUAUUCCUUGUGUGAUUGGAAAGAACUUUGGAUAGAAGAAGAUCCUACACAAGAGGAAGUAAAAAAAAUAAUUGAAUGCAAAAGAAUUGGAAUUGAUAAAGUUGGACAAGAAUGGGCUGAUAAACCUUUACGAUAUUACAUAUACGAUCAUAAAUGUGUUAGCAAAAAAGAUAAACUAGCUGAAUCUAUUCAGUUUCCUUAAUAAAAAAAUAAAAAUUAUUCUAUUGAGAUAUAUGAGAUUAUAGUAAGUUAAUAAGUUAUAAUAAUGUUGUUUUUUACUAUUAUUAUUAUUUUUUUUAAUAAUAAA